Molecule: messenger RNA, 405 nt
Organism: Mycotypha africana
Lineage: Eukaryota; Fungi; Mucoromycota; Mucoromycetes; Mucorales; Mycotyphaceae
Exons: 3
Coding region: 1-315 (104 amino acids)
Source: RefSeq, a predicted model, not a curated record
AUGCGUGGUCGGGGAAUCGAACCCCGGCCCUUCGCGUGGCAGGCGAAGAUUAUACCACUUAACCAACCACGCUUCGGUAUUAAUUUAAUCACUAACACAUUGACAGAGUCAAACAUUAUACAAGAUGACCUGAUGAUAAAAGAAAAAUCAUUGUUACUGCACGUUUCAUCAUGCUAUAACGGUGCUUUGACCGAUUGGAUCGGUGAAAGGAGAGACAUUAUUCAUUUAGUAAGCUUCACGAUUACUCUGGCUUUUUACCUAAUAUCGACCACAUUUGAAGGCAUAUAUGCAAUCACCGUGAAGCUAUCAGUGUAGCAAAGGUUCUCUUUUCUCCCUUUUUUUUCCUCUAUCAUAGAAAAGAGAAUGGCGCUUCAACUAUAGGAUUGAUAAUCGUCUUGUAAGCAU